This is a messenger RNA of Lemur catta (Ring-tailed lemur), 695 nucleotides long. RefSeq names its product insulin like 5 (gene INSL5). The record is from RefSeq and is a predicted model, not a curated record. Gene Ontology annotation, molecular function: hormone activity. The coding region runs from base 1 to 411 and encodes 136 amino acids. The transcript is spliced from 2 exons. Gene Ontology annotation, cellular component: extracellular region. Gene Ontology annotation, biological process: positive regulation of feeding behavior. NCBI's taxonomy places the organism in Eukaryota, Metazoa, Chordata, Mammalia, Primates, Lemuridae.
AUGAAGGGCUUAAUUUUCACUCUGUUUCUGUUGUCUGUCCUAUUUGCCAUCUCGGAAGCGAGGAGCAGGGAGUCUGUGCGGCUCUGCGGGCUAGAAUACGUAAGAACGGUCGUUUACAUCUGUGCUAGCUCUCGGUGGAGAAGGCACCUGGAGGGGAUCCCUCAAGUUCAGCAAGCUGAGAGAGGAAACUCCUUCCAGCUCCCAAAUAAAUACGAGGUUUCUGAGGAAAACACGGCACAAAACCUUCCGCUGGUGGAUGCCUCAGGGGAGGACCGUCUUCAGGAUGGACAGAUCCCCACUGAAGGGCUUUGGGAGUCAAAGAUCCGAAAGUCAGUGAUGUCCAGACAAGAUUUACAAACUUUGUGCUGCACUAAAGGCUGUUCCAUGACUGAUCUGAGUGCUCUUUGUUAAGGCAAGAGCAAACAGCCAAUGGGUGGCAGAGCUUUAGCACACGUUUAAUCACAGUGCUUACUGCCUGGUAUAACACUUACAUUGUGUUAUUAAAAUGAUGGCUUUUAGGUAGGCAAUCCUUCUUUUCUAAAAGGUGGGGAUGAAUGGCUAAAACCAUUCAAAAUAGACAGUGAAAUCUAUUUUCCCCCUUUGCCAAGGUGAAUGCUCUGUUCUUUUCAAAUUUCAACUAAUGCUUUGAAAUUUCAAAUGCUGUGCAAAAUUGCAAUAAAAAUGCUACAAACCAA